AUGUGCAUAGAACUUCAUGACUCUCCAAAUGAUGCUCUCACAAACACGGCGAACAUUUCCAAAACCCACCGGACUUCCUGUAAGAAGUGUGGCAAGCACCAAGCCCACAAAGUGACACAGUACAAGAAGGGCAAGGAUUCUCUGUAUGCGCAGGGAAAACGGCAUUUUGACAGGACGCAGAGUGGUUAUGAUGGGCAGACCAAGCCGAUUUUCCACAAAAACGCUAAAACUACAAAGAUUGUCCCGAGGCUUGAAUGUGUUGAGUCCAACUGCAGAUCUAAGAGAAUGAUGGCUAUGAACAGAUGCAAGCAUUUUGAACUGGGAGGAGAUAAGAAGAGAAAGCCCCAAGUGAUCCAGUUCUAG
Molecule: messenger RNA, 363 nt
Organism: Rhinolophus ferrumequinum (greater horseshoe bat)
Lineage: Eukaryota; Metazoa; Chordata; Mammalia; Chiroptera; Rhinolophidae
Product: 60S ribosomal protein L36a-like
Exons: 2
Coding region: 1-363 (120 amino acids)
Biological process (GO): translation
Cellular component (GO): cytosolic large ribosomal subunit; ribosome
Molecular function (GO): structural constituent of ribosome
Source: RefSeq, a predicted model, not a curated record